Molecule: messenger RNA, 375 nt
Organism: Acytostelium subglobosum LB1
Lineage: Eukaryota; Evosea; Eumycetozoa; Acytosteliales; Acytosteliaceae
Exons: 1
Source: RefSeq, a predicted model, not a curated record
AUGUUUUUAUCUAUACCAACUAUUAUUCUUGUUCAUGUAGCAUCUCAUUUGGAAGCAUUGGACGUAAUCUGUAUGAUACUCAGUUGCAGAUCAUUAUUCAAACUACGGCCAAUCAUUGCCAAGUUUGCUCCGUUUCUGCUUCCAAUGCCUUACUCUCGGCCUCUGCUUGAAGCAUAUACCAACUUAUGGUGCCAAGAAUCUUCGCUUCGAGUUCGAGAAUUGAAGAGAAAAAGAGCAAGAGCACUACCAUUCUUUCUCUAUCCUGAUCGGGAAAAUGGUAAGGGUACAGCAGAUGCAGAGGAGGCACAAUAUCGUUAUCGCCUCCACGAACAACGUUACUGCAAGAAACCAACAAUAGGCUACAUCCCACCGCCA